Lingula anatina is the source of this 2303-nucleotide messenger RNA. RefSeq names its product beta-glucuronidase. NCBI's taxonomy places the organism in Eukaryota, Metazoa, Brachiopoda, Lingulata, Lingulida, Lingulidae. The record is from RefSeq and is a predicted model, not a curated record. Gene Ontology annotation, biological process: carbohydrate metabolic process. Gene Ontology annotation, molecular function: carbohydrate binding; beta-glucuronidase activity.
CAUUGUACAUGCAGAAAUAACAUCCCAAUAUAUAGAGUGCAUAAUAUUGCUAUAGAAUGUAGUCACACUUUACCCAAACAAUUGCAGAUCAGGGAAAUGAAUCACAAUAUGAGAUAACCUCACUGCCCCAUUCUGAUAAGCUUUUACCUUAUCAAUAUGUUUGUGUGCACUGUCACUUUGACCAGACAGGCAGGUUCUAAAUGGUUUUACUAGGAACCAUAAAAAUGUUUAUUGUGCCAUGUUAUUUUUGUAGUAUACUCUUGUUAAACAUUUAUGGGGUUCAUGGCAUCCUUUACCCAAGGGAAUCUGAAUCUAGACAGAUACAGGAUUUAAAUGGGAUCUGGGAUUUCAGAAUGGAUGACUCCACUAACAGAAAUAAAGGAUUUGAAGAAGAUUGGUUUAAGCAGCCUUUGAAAAGGACUGGAUCAGUUUUAAAGAUGCCUGUCCCUUCUAGUUUUAAUGAUAUCACGGAGACCAGAGAGAUGCGCGACUUUGUUGGCUGGGUUUGGUAUGACCGUCAGUUCUAUGUGUCUCCAGACUGGAUAAAGAAGAGAGUGGUGCUCAGAGUGGACAGUGCCCACUACACUGCUGUAGUGUGGGUAAACUCCAUAGAAGUGGUGAAGCACACAGGAGGACAUCUUCCAUUUGAGAGAGAAGUUGGUGAACAUCUUAAAUUCUCUGGAGCAAAUAGGGUCACUAUUGCCAUCAACAAUACACUGACUCCAGAAACACUGCCACCUGGAGAAAUUGUGUGGCACACAGACUCUUCAAGUUAUCCAAUUGGCUAUUUCACCCAGAAGACACAAACAAACGCCUUUAACUAUGCAGGCCUUCACAGAUCUGUUCGUCUUUACACCACACCAGUUGAUUAUGUGGAUGACAUCACUAUCACAACUAGCUUCUAUCAUAGCAAAGGUCAUGUCAAAUAUAACAUAAGCAGAAAGAGAAAUGCAACAAAUUCAGCUCUAACAGUGGAAAUUCUGGACAAUGAUGGUAACACAGUAGCCAGAGCUCAAGCAGAUGAAAAGGAUGGUGGUGAGCUCGACAUUGAAAAUGUAAACCUCUGGUGGCCAUACUUGAUGGUGGAUGGUGGAGGUCCAGCAUAUUUAUACACACUGAAGGUUUCUUUCAAUACCUCCCAGUCAACUGAUGUGUACAGGCUUCCAUUUGGGGUCAGGACAGUGGAGGUGAAUGGCUCUCAACUCUUCAUUAACAAGAAACCAUUUUACUGCCGUGGAGUGGCAAAACAAGAAGACGCUGAUAUACGAGGCAGAGGACUUGAUCUAGCUGUGAUAGUGAAAGAUUUCAACUUGCUGAAGUGGCUUGGUGCCAACUGUUUCCGGACCUCCCACUAUCCAUAUGCUGAGGAAAUCAUGGACCAGGCUGACCAACAGGGAAUUGUGGUCAUUGAUGAAUGCCCAGGCAUGGGACUCAGAUCUAUCAAUUUUCGUCCAGCCACUAAGGCUCACCACUUGAGAGUCAUGACAGAGCUGGUUCAGAGGGAUAAAAACAGACCCUCUGUUAUAAUGUGGUCUGUGGCAAGUGAUCCAGAAUCUGAUCUCCCUCAGGCAGAAAACUACUUUAGGUCUAUCAUUAGUCACACUAGACACCUGGAUUCUGGCAGACCCAUUACAUUUGCUUCAAAUAAACAAGAACAUAAUGAUAGACUUGCCCAGUAUGUUGAUGUGAUAUGUUUAAACCGCUAUGUUGGUUGGUCCAGAGACCAAGGACAUCUGGAUGUGAUAGUGCUCAAGAUGACCAAGGAUCUUACUAACUGGUACAACAAGUACAAGAAGCCUAUCAUUGUCACAGAGUAUGGGGCUGGGGCAAUACCAGGACUUCACAAAGCUCCUUCUGCUAUGUUCACAGAGCAGUACCAGGUGGAUCUCAUAAAAGAAUACCAUGAUGCCUUUGACCGAAUGAGGAGACUUCCUAUCCCUUUUCUGAUGGGAGAAAUGGUCUGGAAUUUUGCUGAUUUCCAAAGUACUUCUGAUUCAGGAUUAGACAGAAAUAACAUGGGAGUGCUUACAAGACAAAGGGAACCCAAGGCAGCGGCUUAUGCAUUAAAGGCACGAUAUUAUCAUUUAAUGGAAGAAUGUGCUUUAAUAAGCAAGAACUAAUUUAAAAAAAAAAGUAAUGGUAGUGAGCCAUAGUGAACUGUCAAAUUUGUCUGAAUGUGCUUUGUGUCUCAAAAUACAGUUAUGAUCAGGAAUCCUUUCUUGAUAGGCCUGUAGACUAUACCUCUAUAAUUUUAAAGGGAUAAUAACUCUUCGUUUCGGCCAAAAAAUGAAUUUUCCUGGAGU